Molecule: messenger RNA, 685 nt
Organism: Aquila chrysaetos chrysaetos
Lineage: Eukaryota; Metazoa; Chordata; Aves; Accipitriformes; Accipitridae
Gene: GKN1
Product: gastrokine 1
Exons: 6
Coding region: 1-588 (195 amino acids)
Biological process (GO): regulation of cell population proliferation
Source: RefSeq, a predicted model, not a curated record
AUGACAGCAAGGACUCCAGUGAACCUGAAGAGUCGUCAACACUGUGACUCUCAAAAUGUGCAUAUUGUAACUUCCCUCCUUCUUGGACUCUUGCUGACUCCAGCCCUUGCUACUUCUGUGAGCCAGCAAGCAAUCAUUGGUGGAGACUUCCAAAUUCUGACCAUCAAUAAGGAAUGGCACGUGGCAACUAUCGAGAAAAAGAGCACCCAUGGGUCAUGGAAAACCAUUUGGCACUAUGAUACAGGCUUUAUUGCAACCAGAGUGCUGCCAGAGAAAGUUUGCUUCGUUUCCAUAAUGAAGAUAAAGGAGAUGCCUAGCUUUGAUGCACUUCCUGCACUGGCUGAAGAGAGCAGGCAAAUGAAACGUCAGGGACGACCUGCAAAGGAGAUCACAUUCAUCAUCAGGACACCUGUCCGUGACCUCAUGUCUUAUGGACCAGACAUCUUUGCUAUGUGUAACGGACUCAAAACCUAUGUGGCUUAUGAAGUUCACGAACCCCAAGAUACAUACAGUCAAGGAUCAUGCAUUAGACUUGAUGUCCUGCAUCUUUUGGGCCUUAACUACUGUCGUGACAAUACCACAGCAUGAAAAUCUUAUCUUUCUUGAACCAAGUACAGAUGCUCGAUAGCUGCUGCACGAAGCAACCCCAAUGCUGUUCUUCCCUGGCAUCACCUCUUUCGAGAGU